Messenger RNA from Rubroshorea leprosula, 2434 nucleotides. The record is from the annotation of a GenBank genome assembly. Lineage: Eukaryota; Viridiplantae; Streptophyta; Magnoliopsida; Malvales; Dipterocarpaceae.
AUAGUAUGUCAUUAUCAUUGUAACUAGAGUGUAUCGGUUUCGCGAUUCCAUCAGUGACAGUAAGCCAGCUACCAACUCCUUUGCUUCCUUCUUCAUCUUUGUCUCUGUGAAUUCCGAGGAAGGAAGACAGAAUCAUGGAGAAACAGAGCAUGGAGGAUCAACUACUCCUAGGUAAUUAUGAUCUCGGAGAAAUUAAGAAGAGGAAGAACAGGAGCAGAGCUUUGUGUUUCCUUCUUGGUUUUCUAACCAUCUCAAUCGUAGGCUUGAUAUUCAUAGAUGAUUUGAAUUUUCUUCCACUGAGGGAAAACAAGUACAAUGGAAGGAUUGGAGUGGGUGAUAGACACAUUGUUGAGUCAGACGGAGGGGUUGUUGCAGCUGAUGAUGGCCGGUGUUCUGAAAUUGGUGUCUCUGUGCUUAGGAAAGGAGGGCAUGCGGUGGAUGCUGCAGUGGCAACUGCAUUGUGUGUAGGAGUUGUCAAUCCAAUGGCAAGUGGAAUAGGAGGUGGAGCAUUCAUGAUAGUUAGGUCUUCCUCUACAUCAAAAACUGAAGCUUAUGACAUGAGAGAGACUGCCCCUUCAGCUGCCUCACAGGACAUGUAUGAGAAUGAUCUCAAAGCAAAGUACAAAGGAGCAUUAUCAAUGGGAGUUCCUGGCGAGAUUGCUGGCCUUCAUCAGGCUUGGUUGAAGCAUGGGCGUUUAGCAUGGAGGACUUUAUUUGAACCAGCUGUAAAACUUGCUAGAGAUGGUUUUGUGGUUGCUCCAUAUCUUGGAAAAAACAUAGCUAGAUCAGAAAAGGCUAUCUUGAAUGACGCUGGGUUGAGGCAAGUGUUUGCCCCAAAUGGGAAGUUGUUGCACGCAGGUGAUACAUGCUACAAUUUGGAGCUAGCCAAGAGCCUGGAGGCCAUAGCAGAAGAGGGGCCAGUAGCCUUUUAUAAUGGAACUGUUGGGGAGAAAUUGGUGCAGGAUGUGAGGGAAGCAGGUGGCAUUUUGACAAUGGAGGAUUUGAGGAAUUACAAGGUGGAAGUGAUGGAUGCAAUGGCUGCAAAUGUUAUGGGCUAUACUAUCUAUGGAAUGCCACCUCCUUCUAGUGGAACCGUUGGCUUUUCUCUGGUUUUGAACAUCUUAGACAGCUAUGGAAGUUCUGAUGCUACAAAGGGAAAUCUCGGCCUGCAUCGUGUAAUUGAAGCAGUGAAACACAUGUUUGCUAUAAGAAUGAACUUGGGUGACCUUGAUUUUGUAGAUGUGAAGGAAUAUAUAUCUGAAAUGCUUUCUUCUUCUUAUGCAAAGGAAAUCCAGCAGAAGAUACUUGACAACACCACUUUCCCUUCAGAUUACUAUAUGUACAGAUGGAGUCAGCUCAGAGACCAUGGAACCAGUCAUUUCUGCAUUGUAGACGCAGAUCGAAAUGCCGUAUCAAUGACAACAACUGUAAAUUAUGGUUUUGGAGCUGGCGUUCUUUCUCCUUCUACCGGCAUUGUGCUCAAUGAUGAGAUGGGUGACUUCUCUUCACCCACUGAGAUUUCUCCCGACCGGCUCCCCCCAGCCCCAGCAAAUUUCAUUCAGCCAAACAAGAGGCCUCUAUCUUCCAUGACACCCCUUAUUAUCACCAAGGAUAAUCAAGUGGCUGGGGCAAUUGGUGGAAGUGGAGGAAUUUCCAUUAUCCCAGCAGUGAUCCAGGUUUUCCUGAACCAUUUUAUCUUGGGGAUGGAACCUUUAGCCGCAGUUCAGAGUCCAAGAGUUUACCACAUGCUAAUUCCUAAUGUUGUUUUGUAUGAGAACUGGACCGUCAUUGAUGGGAAUCAUAUUGAGCUUGCCAAGGAGACUAGGGUUUUCUUGGAGGAGAUGGGUCAUCAAUUGCAAGCCAGGGCAUCAGGAGCAAUUGUCCAACUUGUUGUUCAGAGCCUUGAAAGCCCUCUGGGCAUCAGUACAAAAAUUGGAAAAGAUUAUGGUGGUAAAGUACUCCACGGGACACUUACUGCAGUAAGUGAUCCUAGAAAAGAUGGGAAGCCAGCUGCAGUUUAAACCUGUAGUUGAAUUAGACCUGGAUUGGGAGUCCUGAAUAUCCCGAGGAAAAGAGGGUGAUAAGGCAGGUAGUCCAGAUGAGCACUUUCAAUUGGUAUGAGAAGAUGACACAAUAGAAGAUGCGUCAUAUUACUAUUGGUUCCUAAAUGAUCAUAUCAAUUCGGAAACUUUGUAACCCCAAGUGAUCAUCAAUGAUGUAGUCAUUUUUCAUGACGCAAGAGCAUUUUCCAUGAUGCAAGAACAUGCUGCAUGCAGAUUGCGCAGAAACAACGGUUCCAAUCUUUGCAAUUUUCAAAUCGCUUUUUCAAAAAGGUGUGCUUAGGUUAGCUUUUGCACACCUUUGAACUUAUACUUCUAUAAGCGAUUUUAAGAGUACCCCCUUCAUAUUAGACUAAUACAUUCGAAGAAAUUAA